This is a messenger RNA of Cuscuta campestris, 918 nucleotides long. The record is from the annotation of a GenBank genome assembly. NCBI's taxonomy places the organism in Eukaryota, Viridiplantae, Streptophyta, Magnoliopsida, Solanales, Convolvulaceae.
GUAGGGGCUUUAAUUUAAUUGGAUUGGUGUCAAUUUCCUUUUUUUAAAAAAAAGUGUCAAUAUAACCCCUCCAUUUAUAAUUUGGUUAAAUAAAAGGGUUAAGCAAAAAUCAAAUCACCGACCAGUAUAUUAUGCAGUAGUAUUAAAUCUCCAUUAAUUAAAACUCUCCAGUCUCCUUCCUCCUCCUUCCCCUUCUUCCCUCUCUCUCUCUUCGGUCCGGCCAUGAUGACGUCAGGCAGUACGGACCAGAGAAGGGAAUUCGCCGUCGCCGGCGGCGGCGAAGGGUCUUCAUCCACGUCGAGACUAAUGGCGGCGGCGAUGGCCACGCACCAGAUGCCGCCGCCGGUGCCGGUCCCGCAGCUCAGCCGCUACGAGUCGCAGAAGCGGCGGGACUGGAACACCUUCGGGCAGUACCUCCGGAACCAGCGGCCGGCGCCGGUGGCCCUGUCGCAGUGCCACUACACCCACGUCCUCGACUUCCUCAAGUACCUCGACCAGUUCGGGAAGACCAAGGUCCACCUGCACGGCUGCGUGUUCUUCGGGCAGCCCGACCCCGCCGGCCCCUGCACCUGCCCGCUCCGCCAGGCCUGGGGCAGCCUCGACGCUCUCAUCGGCCGGCUCCGGGCAGCCUACGAGGAGAACGGCGGGCUGCCCGAGGCCAACCCGUUCGCCAGCGGGGCGAUUCGGGUGUACCUCCGGGAAGUCAGGGAUUCUCAGGCCAAGGCCAGAGGGAUCCCAUACAAGAAGAAGAAAAAGAAGAAUAGUAAUAAUAAUCAUCAAGAAGAGACCAGUGCUGCCCCUAGCUUCCAGAUGCAAUCAGCUUAGCUUCAUGGAUUGAAAGGGUGGGUUUGCAAGGAGAAAAUGGUAAUUAAUAUUUCGAUGCUUUAAUUUCCAAUUGAAUAAAAUUCUUGUUAUUUU